Molecule: messenger RNA, 4728 nt
Organism: Peromyscus californicus insignis
Lineage: Eukaryota; Metazoa; Chordata; Mammalia; Rodentia; Cricetidae
Gene: Mpnd
Product: MPN domain containing
Exons: 15
Coding region: 16-1785 (589 amino acids)
Biological process (GO): double-strand break repair
Cellular component (GO): BRISC complex; BRCA1-A complex
Molecular function (GO): metallopeptidase activity; polyubiquitin modification-dependent protein binding
Source: RefSeq, a predicted model, not a curated record
UCAAUCACCUGCAGCAUGCUGCUGCCUUCCCAUCGCGGUCCUCCCCAGCUCCCAACCACCAAGGGCGCUGAGUCUAUGUGGCGCCCUGGUGGCGGGCCUCAGUUUCCCUCAUCGCUGCUGCAAGCUGAGUUACUGGGGCUAGUGUGCCCCAGCCCCGGGAUGCACUCCAGCAGGCAGGGGCCUCAGGGGCUCAGUGUCUCCUCCGCCUCCAGCGAAGCCAAACCUCUCCGCCCAUGCUCAGUGACCAAUGGGCUGCGGCGUGCCCGCGCGGGGCGGAGCCCGGUCACCCGGAGGAGGCUGUGCCCGGACCCGGCGGCCAUGGCAGCUCCCGAGCCUCUGUCCCCUGCGGUCGCGGCCGAGGAGGCACCGGAGGAGGAUGAGGACGACGCGGAGGCCGAGGACCCCGAGCGCGGGGCGGGCAGCGGAGGGCGCGGCUGCAGCCUUGGUGGCAUUGGAGGCAGCACGGCUGGAUCUGGGCUGGCUCUCGGGGGCGCGCUCACGAGGCGAGCGGUCACGCUGCGGGUGCUGCUUAAAGACGAGCUGCUGGAGCCCGGCGAGGGGGUGCUUUCUAUCUACUACCUGGGCAGGAAGUUCAUUGGGGACCUGCAACCAGAUGGCAGGAUCCUGUGGCAGGAAACCGGACAAGUCUUCAACUCUCCCAGCGCCUGGGCAACACACUGCAAGAAGCUCGUCAACCCAGCCAAGAAGUCCGGUUGUGGCUGGGCAUCGGUGAAGUACAAGGGCCAGAAACUCGACAAGUACAAGGCUGCCUGGCUCCGCCGGCACCAGCUGCAUAUGCCGGUAGCUGCCGCUGAUGAGAGUCCCACCAGCGAAGGGGAGGAGGAGGAGCUUCUGUUGGAGGAGGAGGAAGAAGAUGUGCUGGCCGGGGUCUCAGCGGAGGACAAAGGCCGCAGACCCCCUGGGAAGGGCCCCUCGGAGCCAGAGGCCACGCCCCCUGGCAAGCGUGUAGACAAGGUCCAGGUACCAGUACGCUACUGUAUGCUGGGCAGUCGUGACUCUGCCAGGAACCCCCACACCCUGGUAGAAGUAACGUCCUUUGCUGCCAUCAACAAGUUCCAGCCAUUCAAUGUAGCUGUUUCCAGUAACGUGCUGUUCCUCUUGGACUUCCACUGCCACCUGACUCGGAGUGAGGUCGUGGGCUACCUUGGCGGUCGCUGGGACAUCAACAAUCAGAUGCUGACCGUGCUGAGAGCCUUCCCCUGCAGGAGUCGGCUGGGGGAUGCUGAUACAGCGGCCACCGUUGAGGAGGAGAUCCACCAGGUGCUGUUCCUCCGAGGCCUGUCCCUAGUGGGCUGGUACCACAGCCACCCGCACAGCCCCGCAGCGCCCUCCCUGCAGGACAUUGAUGCACAGAUGGAGUACCAGCUGAGACUGCAAGGCUCCAGCAAUGGCUUCCAGCCCUGCCUGGCCCUGCUGUGCUCCCCGUACUAUUCCGGCAACCCAGGCCCUGAGUCCAAGAUCUGCCCUUUCUGGGUGAUGCCUCCCCCUGAGCAGCAAAGGCCCAGUGACUACGGCAUCCCCAUGGACGUUGAAAUGGCCUAUGUCCAGGACAGCUUCCUGACCAACGAUGUCCUUCAAGAGAUGGUGCUGCUGGCAGAGUUCUACAAGGGCGCCCCUGACCUCGUGAGGUUCCAGGAGCCUUGGAGCCCAGAGCACACCUACCUGGACAAGCUCAAGAUAUCACUGGCCAGCAGGACCCCAAAGGACCAGGGCAUGUGCCACGUGCUGGAGCAGGUCUGCAGCGUGCUCAAGCAGGGGAGCUGAGGCUGUGCAGGCCCUGCUGUCCUGGGACAGGCUGAUUUCCACCCCAGACUUCCCUGCUGAGCAGAGCUGCGGAGCCCCAUACACCCAAGCCUGACCUAGCCCAUGCCUGAUGCCUCGCUCCUGGUGGGGAGCAGUCAAGGAUGGAGCAGGCCCACUGAGCAGCAUACUGGGCUCUCCAGAAAGGAGGUAAGUAUUGCUGACAGGGCCCCAACUCAAGUGUCCUCCCCAGUCAGGAGCCCCCAGUUCCCCAGAGGCUUCACCACAGGGUGAAUGCCAGAACCCAGCUUCUUGGGUAAGGCUUAUCUAUAAACUACUCUGAGUCCCCUGUCUACAUGCUAACAUAGAAGGGGACAGGCUGGAGAGAUGGCUCAGUGGUUAAGAGCACUGACUGCUCUUCCAGAGGACCUGGGUUCAAUUCCCAGCACUUACAUGGCAGCUCACAACUGUCUAUAACUCCAAGAUCUGACACCUGUACACAGACAUACAAACACCAGUGUACAUAAAAUAAAAAUAAAUAUAUGUUUAAAAAAAUUAAUUAAAAUGGGAGGGGACAUGAAGGAAGGUGGCCAGCUGCUUCACCAUGAAGUAUCCUGGUCCCUGGAGCUAGCUGCAUGUCGUGGGGCCAGAUCCAGGUCUGCGAAGCUCUGAACAGCAAUACGAGGAUGUGGGGUGAGCAGGGUGUCAACAGGAGCCACCACUGUGCCCAGGGAGACAUCACAGGCCCUUAGCACACAUCCCGGGCUCUCAUAACUAUUUGGAAUUUGCUGAUUGUGCAAGCCACUGCCUCCUUUGUGACAGCAGGCAUGAAGGAACUUCCUCUGGCCGACCAGGAAGCCCUGUGCAGCGUGCUGCCAGGGCACGCACAGUGCUUCCCCAGAGCAGCCUUGGUGAGAGGCGCUGGCGCCUGCGCUCACUCAGCUCUCCCGGUGGGAACCCUAAGCAGGUGUCCCUGUGACCAGACUGGGCCCCCAGGGGCACACAUGGAGGAGGCAGCCCUUUGUAGUGGGCUGAGUUCAUGUGGGAACUGAGCUUGGGAGCCACAGGCUGUGGCUCUCAGAGCUGACGGUGUCACCAAAACACGGGCUGCAGCAGAUGCUCCAGGUCUCUCAUGAUGCCCCAGACUCGGGGACAAGCCAGCUUGACAAGGGCUUCUUUCCUGACAUGGCCAAAAGUCAGACACCUGAGGCCCUUCUCUGGGCCCGAGGUGGUCCCCAGACAGUGUGGGGUUUCAGUGCUGGUUGGGACAGCAGGAAUCUGCACCAGGCUCCACACAGCCUGGUCCACUGUCUGUCGCUUCCCGUUUGUCUCCCAAGCUUCUCCAGAGAGCACCCAUGGGAAAGAGCUCAGCACACCGGCCGUCACCAGUGUGUUUGCUACCCUAGGGUGAUGGUGGCCUGGCUGGCACCCCUCACUGCCCCAGGCCUGGCACACAAGGACACUCACAGGCUCUGCUCUUCAUGGGCAGAGUGGAUGACACCCCACAGCCCCUUCCCUUGCUGCCCUGGGAGCUGAGGACAAAAACCUAAGGUCAGCUGAGGUGGGUGACACCUUAGGUCACAAAGGCGGGGAGCAGGCGGCAGGCUCACCCCAGGCUGUACAUCGUCAAAAGGCAGAAAGCAGGGGUGGUUUAGGGAGUCAAGGAGUCUCAGGCAUCCUGGGGCUGCUCUCACUCUUCUGAGCUGGGGCUCCCUAAUACCCUGGGAGCCUCCCACGGCGUGAAUGGUACUGGCUACCCCUGUGUGCACCUGGCAGUGCCUGUCCUGGAACCCACUACCUGGGUGGCUCUUGGCCUGGUCCAUUUAGCUUCUCAUCUGUCGGGUAAGACAGGAGGACUGUGCCUUACAUGCUGGGAAAAUCAACUUCAGAUGAAAACUUAUAAAAAGAAAGAAAACCCAAGCCACAAACAAAUGAGGCCCCAGUCCCCCGAGGCCCACGGGGCAUCUGAAGAACAUAGUCCCAGGGCUGCUGCUCAACUGAGGGGUGGCCCAGCCUGGCUCCACACACACCUGAGAAUGAGGAAAGGUUUCCUGAAUGCAGGGCUGGGAAGUGGCACUCAGCGGCCACUGCGUGCCUCUGGGAGCCUGGGCUAGCUCUCAGGUGUCAGUCCCGAUGCCUGGGCUAGCUCUCAGGUGUCAGUCCCAAUGGAAGUCUUGAACUCCCUCAUGGAGGAAAAAUGGGGGGACAGAUCUAAGGGCCCCGAGCCCCUACCCUUCCGAGGAGCUGUAGUCGUGGGGUCCAGGCUGCUUAUCAUUGGCCUCCCUCAGCAGGUGGGGCUCUGCACCCACCCGCUCCAGUUGUUUUCUGUCUGAAAGGCCUCCCUGGAAACCCCAGGCCAGGUGGACUGUCUGCUGGAAUCCACCCUGCAUGCAUGCAGCCCUGUCUGCUGCACACUUGGUGGCCUUGGAAGCAGCAGGAGUUGGGGCUGUGGUCCAGUUUCCAGCACUCUGCCUCAGCCUGAUCAGUCACCUCCCCAACCAUGGCAGAAGGUUCUGGAAAGUCUGAGAAAGCUAGGAGAAUCUUUUCUGCACCCUUGGGACCUGGAUGGGGGUGGGGGGAAUGAGGUGGGGUGUGUCACAGGACACAAAAGAGGAAAUGAUAGGUUUCUUUGAAGGACACGAGGGAUGGCUCAAACCCUGCAGGGGCACCAAGAUGACAGCUCAGCCUCCUGAGGCUGCAAUCUGCACCUGUCACAGCAGACUUGGGUAGUAAGUGACAGACACAUGGACAGGUCAGGGAGACCAGGUUCUGCAAUCCAGAGUGGCCUGGCACAAGGUGGGGUGAGCGAGGGCAGUAACUGGCACUCCCAUUGCUGGGGGUCUGCUGAACAGUCUGCAGAUGCUGAGUUAGAAGCCACCGUCCCCUGCGAUGACCAGCAGAGGCCAUGAGCACUGGGUAUUUCUUGAGAUAAUACUUAUUGAGAUAAUAAACAAAUGAACAGCCUCA